Messenger RNA from Hyla sarda, 1425 nucleotides. RefSeq names its product aminomethyltransferase, mitochondrial-like. Gene Ontology annotation, molecular function: protein binding; aminomethyltransferase activity. NCBI's taxonomy places the organism in Eukaryota, Metazoa, Chordata, Amphibia, Anura, Hylidae. The transcript is spliced from 6 exons. Gene Ontology annotation, biological process: glycine catabolic process. The record is from RefSeq and is a predicted model, not a curated record. The annotation marks the transcript as partial. Gene Ontology annotation, cellular component: mitochondrion.
GGUACACUGUCCCUCUUCACUAAUGAAAGUGGUGGGAUUAUUGAUGACCUCAUUGUGACGAACACCUCGGAUAAUUACCUCUAUGUAGUGUCCAAUGCCGGCUGUGCUGAGAAAGACUCUGCCCACAUGCAGGACAACCUGCAGGAGUUCAGAGCGGCCGGACGGGAUGUGGCCAUAGAAGUUGUAGACUGUGCUCUCUUGGCUCUACAAGGUCCCUCUACUGCUAAAGUUCUCCAGGCUGGAUUGAGUGACAACCUUUCCAAGCUGACAUUCAUGACUGGGGUCACUACCGGUGUGUUUGGGAUUCCUGGUUGCAGAGUAACCCGUUGUGGGUACACAGGGGAGGACGGGGUGGAGAUCUCUGUGCCUGCUAACAGAGCAGUGGAACUGGCAGAGAGACUCCUGCAGAGUUCUGAAGUAAAGCUGGCGGGUCUAGCAGCCCGGGACAGUUUACGGCUGGAGGCUGGCCUCUGUCUGUACGGCAAUGACAUUGAUGAGACCACCAGUCCAGUGGAGGCGAGCCUGGUAUGGACGUUAGGUAAACGCCGCAGAACUGCCUUGGACUUUCCUGGAGCCUCAGUCAUUGUUCCACAGAUUAAAGGAAAAGUGACACGGAAACGUGUUGGGCUAACAUCUAUGGGGCCUCCUGUCCGCCAGCACACACCAAUACUGAAUCUGGAGGGAAAAGUCAUUGGUGAAGUGACCAGCGGCUGUCCCUCCCCCUGCUUGCGGUUGAAUGUGGCGAUGGGAUACGUGGAGCCAGAAUAUGCAAAAGCCAACAUGGCUCUUCAACUGGAGGUCAGGAAGAAGCUGGUGGAUGGCAAAACCUGCAAAAUGCCCUUUGUGCCAUCAAGAUAUUAUAAUAUAAAGUAACGAGAGAAAGAGGCAAACCCCACUAUAUCAGGAAUCUCCCAUCAUCAUCACGACACCCUCCCCCACUCAUAUCACACCUUCCCCACCCUCAUUUAUAACUGUGACCCUUCCAUCAUCACUACACCUUCCCGUACUCCUAACUUUGAAUCUCGCAUUAUCAGUACAGUCGUUCCACUCAUAUAAAAACUGCUCCCCUUAUCAGCCUCUCCUUUAUUACUGUACCCCUUUAAGGUAGCAGGUUAUUUGGGAGAGCCUGUACCUCAUCUUUGUCACAGCUCCGGUUUCUCCUUUACUCAGGGAUCAGGUCAGACAUUCCACGGGCCCUGGGUCCCACACAGAUGACUGCUUUCUCUUUAUGCAACAUAAUGUUUUGUAGGAGUGUGAAAAAAUUCAGCUCUGAGUAUGACUGCUCCCUUUUUCCUUUGCACCAGUUUUGAUUAUCUCAUUAGUGUUUAAUUUUCUUACUAUUAGAUCUCUAAAUACUGCCAGCGAAUCGGUAACAUUCUUAUAUAGGAAACUUUUGCAUCAGCAAAAUCCCUUUCACGUGUGUGU